This is a messenger RNA of Monosiga brevicollis MX1, 1464 nucleotides long. RefSeq lists its product as uncharacterized. NCBI's taxonomy places the organism in Eukaryota, Choanoflagellata, Craspedida, Salpingoecidae. The record is from RefSeq and is a predicted model, not a curated record. The coding region runs from base 1 to 1464 and encodes 487 amino acids. Gene Ontology annotation, molecular function: hydrolase activity. The transcript has 10 exons.
AUGCACCACAACCCCCGCUCUACCAUCAGCCCACCCAACAGAACACCUGCCGCUCGCCCUCCCGCGAUUCACCCGUCCAAACGUCCCACCGCCUCUCUCUCUCUCUCUCUCUCUCUCUCUCUCUCUCUCUCUCUCCCUCUCUCUCUCUGUUUGGUCGAUAAGAAAAUUUUGAUCGGAUUUCAAAAUUUAAUUUGCGUGUGUGUGUGUGUGUGUGUGUGUGUGUGUGUGUGUGUGUGUGUGUGUGUGUGUGUGUGUGUGUGUGUGUGUGUGUGUGUGUGUGUGUGUGUGUGUGUGUGUGUGUGUGUGUGUGUGUGUGUGUGUGUGUGUGUGUUUCGUUUGGGCGCUUGGAGCUGUUGCCGGAACUGGAGCGUUGAACGAACAAGAUCUGAGGAUUGGGGAGCUGAGACCAGAGGGAUGGAGGACCUCGCCGAGGUCAAUCGACAGAUGAGUCCUAGUCAGUGGUCACCCCGCGGCACGCCAGACCAGGUCAUUCAGCUGCACUGCCAGCGACUCCGAGAGCAAAGUGAGGCCGCCCAAAGGGCACAGAUCUACUAUGAACUACCCAAGGACAAUGAAGCCGACCCCGUGGUUGGAGUGGUGGCCGAGGCAAAGCUGGGUUCUGAUUUUGCAGGUCGCAUCGUGUAUUACAUCCACGGAGGCAUGUGGCAAGCAUUGGCGCUUGCUGAUUCUCUCUUUGCGGCCAACCGUUUCGUCUCGGACAACUGCGCUUGGGCCGCUGUCGAGUACACCAUUGCCCCAGCAGGGACCCUGACACAGAUGGUUGAGGAGUGUCGACGUGGGCUCGAGCGCCUGCACGCAACAUACCCCUUGGCCCAGCUGGUCAUUGCCGGGCACUCAGCCGGCGGUCACUUGGCUAUCAUGAUGCAAUGGCUGGACCUUCCAUCAUCCCUACGCGCCGCCAUCUCAGGCGUCUUUGCUGGCUCUCCCCUCCUAGAUCUCACCCCCGUGCAAGCUAGCUAUGCAAAUGAGGCCCUUCAGCUGAGCGAUUCUGAGGUUGCCCAAUACAGCCCGCUGCUUCGCCUUGCUGCCGGCCAGCAGCCACUGUUUUCUCCGCCCCAGCUUAUCGUCGUGAUUGGAGAACAUGAGCCAGAUGAAUUUCGUCGUCAUGGUCGCGAAUACACUGAAAAAUAUCAAGCCGGCAACAUGGGGCCCGUGGCUCUCCAUGACUUGCAAGGUGAAGACCACUUUACAGUCAUUGAGAACCUGGCCGCAGACUCGGCGAGCCACCGAAUUCUUGCCGAGAUGCUUCAGCUCAAAGUUCCGCAGGCACACGCCAACAGCCAUGUCACCGUUGAGCUGGCCAAGUGCCACGUGUCCAAAAGUCGCCAGUUGCAGCAAGUGACCAAAAGCUUUCGCCACCAUUUGCUGCGCGUCCAGACCCGCGGACGCGUGAGCGGCCCGUGCCCAACGCGACGUGUGUGCAGAAUCCCAAGGGGUGGUUGA